Molecule: messenger RNA, 1659 nt
Organism: Penicillium canescens
Lineage: Eukaryota; Fungi; Ascomycota; Eurotiomycetes; Eurotiales; Aspergillaceae
Exons: 1
Coding region: 1-1659 (552 amino acids)
Biological process (GO): protein phosphorylation
Molecular function (GO): protein kinase activity; ATP binding
Source: RefSeq, a predicted model, not a curated record
AUGGACUUUUAUGGCACGGCAGUAACUGCCAUCACUCAAGUGUACCAGGUCACUGUCUUCAUCCAGGGCGUCAUCUCCGACGUCAAGGCAUUCGACGAUGACCGGGCCGAGAUCCGGCUCAAGCUGAAUAUCCAGCUAUCGACUCUUCUCUUUUUCAAACGUACAUUUUUUCAUCCGGAACAUGGGUUGAUGAUCCCAGGGAAGGUGGAUACUUUCAUCGCCGAAACGGUUGAAGGGCUACUAGUGCAGAUGAGAAAGACGCUGGCUGAGUAUGAGAUUAUGGCUGCCAAGUACGGUCUUGUGGACGAGGAGUACACCAUUGAACCGGAAAGGCCUAAAGUGCAAGAGACGCUGCUCGAGCGGGCAAAGACCAAAGCCAAAUCGCUAAAGCUCAAGGGGUACGACUGGUCGCUCUUCGACAAGAAGAAGCUGAAUCGCAUUCUGGAAGCAUAUACCAAGUGGUCAGAGGACCUGCGCAACCUCAUGCUGCACAUGUCGCAAGAAACCUUGGCUAUUCUGGUCGAAGGCGAUCAUAAAGGACUGAAAAGUAGCGGCCUGGAACCGGUGAUGAAGAGACGUAUGCUGGCGGAGACCAAAGCGCCAGCAAACUAUCGCAGUUUGACCGGAACUGUCACUGAAGAAGGAAAGUCAACAGGAGGAUUCAAACUAGGGAAAUGGUCUCUUUCAGAAUCGGAAGAGACGCAAGUAAUUGUCGAGUACCACGAAUACGAGAGGAUGCUCAAACAAGACAAUCUGGAGCCAGAUGAGAUUGAAGAGCUGAAGAAACCUAUCCGAAAUCUUGCCUGGUUGCUCCAAAACACGACUUUCUCCAGCAAAUCAUCCGAGUUCCUUGACCAGCCAAAGAUUUAUGCGCUGGAGUGUCUGGGCUUCAUUGAUCAACCCGUCGAAGAGCGAACUGUUUUCCUUUACAAACUUCCAUCCGAACCAACAGCCCCAGCGUCACUAACGACACUCCAUGACUUUAUCAAUGCAGUCGACAGCACAAACGACCGCCCACUGAAGAAGCCUUCCCUAAACGACCGGUUCAGCAUGGCACACAGUCUCGCCCUAACGAUCUUAAAUGUCCACGCCUCAGCCUGGGUCCACAAGAACAUCUGGAGCAGAGGCAUCCUCCUAUUCCUAGAGACCCCCACUGGAGUCAGUACCUCGGGGCUUUACGAGCAUCGUCUUUCUGCACCAACCACCGGAAAGAAGAUCGUCUCAUACCUCAGCGACUGGGGCUAUGCGCGCUCCGUCCAACAAGGAACAGACAUGCGCCCCGACUUUGAGGUCGAGCCUAAUCUCUACCGCCAUCCAAGGCGACAGGGCCGUCCUACACAGCAGUUUAGUCAUCUGCAUGAUAUCUAUGCUUUGGGUGUAGUACUGCUUGAGAUUGGGUUGUGGGUUACGCUGUCACGGUUGAUGGUGACCAAGAUUCGAGAUGCGGUGUCUAAUGGGCGACUGCCUAGGCCGACGAAGGUUGUUGAGGAUCUGAUGAUGCUAGCGACACAGGGACUACCGAAGGAGAUGGGGAUUGGAUAUACGCGGGCUGUUCUUGCUUGUUUGAAGUGUGACUUUAGAGGGACUGAAGGGCCGGCUUUGGCGAUGGACUUUCAGGAGAAGGUGGUUGAUGUCUUAAGGAGUGGUAUAGAGUUGUGA